Messenger RNA from Enterospora canceri, 510 nucleotides. The record is from the annotation of a GenBank genome assembly. NCBI's taxonomy places the organism in Eukaryota, Fungi, Microsporidia, Enterocytozoonidae.
AUGACGAACAAGGCGAUGUGCGACCUGGAGACGAGGAUAUUCGAUUUGGACCUGUUGGUUGAUGACUACGUGCAGAAUAAGGGGAAAGAAGACGGAUGUGAAGCAGAAUCAGAAAUAAACAGUCAGAUCAUAGCCAUUGAUUCAGUGAUAAGCAGCACCAAUUUGCCUCGGUCUACGAGUCGGAUGUUUCUGAACAGCAAGUUGAAGUACCUUGAUACGUACACGGAUCACACGUACUACGAGACAGUUCGUAGGAGCAGCAAUCUGGAUAAAAUAUACGAUGAUGCAAAUGAAAUAGCAGAAAUAACAGAAUACCUGAAUAAGACGGUGAUAUCACAGGAUGAGCUGAUUGAUGGAGUAUGCAACUUCAUGGUGCAGGCUGAGAAUGAUACGAGAGAGGCAACUGCUGAAUUGGAUCGAGCAAAUGCAAGAGAAGUGGGGAGGAUGAAAGUGUACAGAAUAAUAUUUGUGAUAAUUGGGCUGAUUAUCGGGUACGGAAUAAUACGGUGA